CCAAGGUUCUUGCACUGGAUGAAUAGAACUAUUGGAGACAACAUUGUGAAACUUGUGUUUGAAAUGGGUUUGGUUCAUGUUGUAGAUGAAAUUGGUGGUGUAAGGAAGGAUGACAAAGAUGUCAUAGAAGAAGAAGCAGCACCAAAAAACUAUGCAGAGCAAAGAAAAAAGAAAUUGCUAAAAAAACAAUGCAGGGAGAGUUUAAUGCGCACUGCAGAGGAUCAUAAGUGUUUAAUUGAAAAACUUAAAAGGGAGGUGAAUGACUUAGAGCAAGAGUUGGAGAAAGAGAAGGCCAAAAGAAGAAGUAAAAAGUCAACUUCAGAUGACGGUUUUCAGAGUGCUGGAUGUCCAGAAGCAGCAACUGACGAUGCAUUCGUUUCACCUGUUCGUUUUUCGGCCGAGGAAGCGGGUGGAAUGAGUAAUGACGGUUUUCAGAGUGCUGGAUGUCCACAAGCAACAACUGAUGUUGCAUUCGUUUCACCUGUUCGUUUGUCGGCCGAGGAAGGGGGUGGAAUGAGUAACAAUGAAGAAGGUCCAUUGUCGCCAGAUGCACCAGGUGGAAUGGCUGAGAAGCAAUCACAGCUCAGGACUUAUGUUAGGAUUGGUUCAAGAAGAAGAGUUAAGAGCAAAGCACUUAGGACACCUUACACAGGAAAUGUAUGAGUUAGAAAGACAAAGGAUUAACUAUUGUGUUAAGCUGGAACAAAAGUAUUUUGUAUUUAAA
Messenger RNA from Vigna radiata var. radiata (mung bean), 724 nucleotides. RefSeq lists its product as uncharacterized. NCBI's taxonomy places the organism in Eukaryota, Viridiplantae, Streptophyta, Magnoliopsida, Fabales, Fabaceae. The transcript is spliced from 2 exons. The record is from RefSeq and is a predicted model, not a curated record. The coding region runs from base 19 to 663 and encodes 214 amino acids.